UCUGUAGAAGAAAGAACGGACUCCGUAAUUGAACGCGCCAAAUCAAAGUUAAUUAUUCAACUAUUUCUUCACCAUUGACUUUAGUUCCCUCCAUUGGUGGUUUCCUUUCUUCAACUUCUCCCCUUCAUUUCUCUCCCCAUUUCAGGUCUAAUCGCUUUGUUCUGCUUCCUGAAUCAUGGCUCAGAAGUCUUUGAUUUACAGUUUCGUCGCUCGAGGAACGGUGAUUCUCGCUGAGUACUCCGACUUCUCUGGUAAUUUCACUAACAUCGCUUUUCAGUGCCUCCAGCGACUUCCUGCUUCUAACAACAGAUUCACCUACACCUGCGAUGGCCAUACCUUCAAUUAUCUUCUCAACAAUGGAUUCACAUAUUGUGUAGUUGCAGUUGAGGCUGCAGGAAGACAAGUUCCAAUGGCGUGUCUUGAGCGAAUAAAGGAAGACUUCGACAAGAGAUAUGGUGGAGGAAAAGCUACAGUUGCUGUUGCCAAGAGUCUGAGCAAGGAAUUUGGGCCUAAAAUGAAGAAUCAUAUGCAAUACUGUGUAGAUCAUCCUGAAGAAAGCAGUAAACUCAUGCAAGUGAAGGCUCAGGUUUCUGAAGUAAAAGCUGUAAUGAUAGAAAACAUUGACAAGGUUAUGGAACGAGGGACUAAGAUUGAGGAUUUGGUAGAUAAAACUGAGAAUCUUCGUUCACAGGCUAAAGAAUUCCAGACGAAUGGACAUCAAAUAAAGAAGAAGAUGUGGUACCAAAAUAUGAAGAUAAAAUUGAUAGUGUUCGCUAUACUCAUCAUCUUGGUUUUGAUCAUCGUUUUGUCUGUUUGCCGUGGUUUUAACUGCUAAAAUUUAACCUCCUAUGAAAGCAUUUGUGAUCAUACUCCAAUAUUCAAAAUUAUUGUCCCAAAUAUCAUAAGCAUAAGCUGCUUUUGCUGCUCUUCUAUUGCUUAUGGCUAAGGGCUUUUAUGUCUUUUCAGGUGCAUUGUAUAGUAUAGCAUACUUGCUUUGACUUGAUGAAUGAUUUCAUGUUUAUGGUUAAUGUAUAGCUUAAAAUUUGUAAGAAUAGAA
Messenger RNA from Benincasa hispida (wax gourd), 1057 nucleotides. Its product is annotated as vesicle-associated membrane protein 722-like. Gene Ontology annotation, cellular component: membrane. Gene Ontology annotation, biological process: vesicle-mediated transport. Lineage: Eukaryota; Viridiplantae; Streptophyta; Magnoliopsida; Cucurbitales; Cucurbitaceae. The record is from RefSeq and is a predicted model, not a curated record.